AUGUCAGACUCGCCUUGGAAUGCCGCCCCUGUACCUGAGCAGAAGCUACAUCUCCCUAAGCCCGCAGCCCCCGUUAUCAAUGCAAAGAAGGAGGAGCACACUGUGUGGAACGCUGCACCCAAGCCGAACGCUAGUACGGCCGAAAAGAUAAAAGAUAAAACGCGGAACGCUUUGGAGGACGCUAAGGAUCUUAAGGCCAAGGUUACAAGUACUGUCGAAGGGUACAAGAAUGACAGCGUCGCUAAGGUGAAGAAAAUAAAUGAAGAGCGAAAAGUGGCCAGAGAAGACAAGAAGAAGGAAAAAAAGGCCGAGGAGUCUGCGGGUGCCUGCGGCUUCUGCGGUUGUACCAUUAUGUAA
This is a messenger RNA of Plasmopara halstedii, 357 nucleotides long. RefSeq lists its product as uncharacterized. Lineage: Eukaryota; Oomycota; Peronosporomycetes; Peronosporales; Peronosporaceae. The record is from RefSeq and is a predicted model, not a curated record. Bases 1 to 357 code for a protein of 118 amino acids. The transcript has a single exon.